Molecule: messenger RNA, 1241 nt
Organism: Lotus japonicus
Lineage: Eukaryota; Viridiplantae; Streptophyta; Magnoliopsida; Fabales; Fabaceae
Exons: 1
Coding region: 227-1036 (269 amino acids)
Source: RefSeq, a predicted model, not a curated record
AUCAAAACAGUUAAUUAAUAUCAGCGUAUCUUGUUAGAUUGUAUCCUUAAUUAAGUUCCGAAAUCAGAACGUUACAAAACCUAUCAUUAAGGUUUAACUUUACAAUGAUUUCAAAAAAAAAAAAAACUUUACAACAAAAAGCAAAGAAAAAGGUUGUCUCUUCUUUUUCAAUUUCUCCCACCCAAACCAAGAUUACCGUUACAGAAAUCAAACAAGUUCAACAUUGAUGAUGAAGAAAACUGAUAGUAGAAUCCCAACAACAAGAAGAACAAGCUACCAAAACUGUUACUCAAAUUGCAAUCUACCAUCAUCAUCAUCUUCAAUCAUGGCUGCUGAGUCAAACAGUAGUAGAAACCCGAUUCUUGAGCCUCUCCUUCAUGCCCUUGAUCCAAUAUCUCUGAUUCUGAACCAGAAUUCACAAUCAGAAAUGCAAUCUUUUCCUUUUCCAUUGAAGCUCACCUCUGCUGAUAGCUUCAUCAUGGAGAGAGGACCCAAUUACAACGCGUAUGCACAGUUGAGGGAACGAAGGUUGCAGAUGAAACUGAAUUUCAUGGGUCAGGAACAAGAAUCUGAACAGAAACUGGAAUCUGAACCAAAAACUGCAACAACCCCACCAAGGAAACAGGUGAAGUUUCUUCAAUCUGAUUUGGGAUGUGGGAGAAAAUCAGGGUUUUCGUCUGUUGCUCAAUCUGUGCCAGAUUUCUCUGCUGUGUUGAGGAAAGAGAAUAGGAAGCCUGUGAUGGUGAACACUUUGCCUACAAUGAUGGAGAUGACACCGCCAUCCAAGAGAGGAGGAAAUCGAGUGUUGUCAACGAGUUCAAGAGGGAGCAAGUCAGCGAGUGGUGGAGAGAAGGGUGGUGGUGGUGGUGGAGGAGGGGUUUUGAUGGCGAGGAAGAGCUAUGCGAGCUUUGAUGAACUGAAGAGGUUGACUAGUGCUACGGCCAUUGCCAUCAAUGGUGAAGGGAGAGGAGGAGGGAGGAAUAGCAGUAAAAUCAUCAUGGGGAGGACAGUUUCAGGGAAGAACAGACAAUUUUGAAUUUUGUGGAAAUGGGUUUUGGAUUUGAUUGGAAAUGUUUGUUUGUUUGUUUGAGAUUCAGAGGUUGUGGUGUUGGUGGUUCUGCUAGUUUUUGUCUUUUGUUUUCCAUUCAUUCGAUUUGAUUUUUUGAGCAAUUUACAGUAUUACUUUUAUGUACAGCUAUGAUGCAUAACUGAUAACACUAUUACAGGAAUGAGUUUCAAUA